This is a messenger RNA of Salpingoeca rosetta, 5162 nucleotides long. RefSeq lists its product as uncharacterized. The record is from RefSeq and is a predicted model, not a curated record. Gene Ontology annotation, cellular component: core mediator complex; mediator complex. Gene Ontology annotation, molecular function: transcription coregulator activity. Bases 84 to 5012 code for a protein of 1642 amino acids. Gene Ontology annotation, biological process: regulation of transcription by RNA polymerase II. The transcript has 22 exons. NCBI's taxonomy places the organism in Eukaryota, Choanoflagellata, Craspedida, Salpingoecidae.
AUCGGCCAGUGGUGGCGGUCGCUUUCGACUGUGCUCGGAAACCCCCGUCCUCGCUUUCCCCUGCUUCUUUCCACACCAGCAGCAUGGACGCUGUACCGCUUCGCUUGCUGGUGGACAUGAUUGUCCAGCGAGCGUACAAGGACCUCGCAGACAUGACAGAGACCGUGGCACCGGCGAGACAGCGGCAACAAGAGUUGAUGCGGUACUUGCACGAGGCUCGACAACGGUUCAUGCGACUGUUGGUGAUACUUCGAUGGCUCUCCAAGAGCGGGCAAGCCGACAACGUUGCGACGCUGGUGCAAGCGACACACAUGAAGCAUCUCACCGUCUUGGAGACUGCAAAUGCGCUGCAUGGGCAUGUAGAGUCCAUGGCAAUGGCAACGCUUCCCAGCUACGACGUGCCGCACGCUGUUGACGUGCUCGGGUCUGGGGAGUACCCGCGGAUGCCACGAAACAUCGAGUUGCUGCUGCCGGAGCCGCCGCUGCUGAAGAGCGACGUCGACCGCGCACUGUCGUGGCUCCACAUGCAGAUCCGCGGACGCCUGGCCGACGAGCCGGCCCCACGCGGGCUCUCCGCCGUCACCAUCGGCAAGGGCCGGUUGACGCUGACGUGUGGCGGGCUGUACAGCAUGGCGUUUACAAUUGACAACAACUCGGCAACGUCGCCGUGGCGGCUGCUCACGGUGGACGUAUUUGUUCGCGAUGAGUGGCGCCUCGACGCACACGCAGCACCUGCGUCGUGCGAGCGGCUCGUCACUAGCCCGCACAUUGAGCGGUUGCGCCGGCUGCUGAAAGGAAUCCUGGACACAACGCGGGACCAGCCCCUCUCCCGCUGCUGCGCCGCCAUCCACACAUUCUGCCUCUCGUUGCAGCUCAACACCAUGGCUGCACAGGCGGAGGCGCUGCAGAGGACGAAGUGGGGCUCGUCGGUUGUUGUCGACGCGUCAUCCUCGCCCUCAUCGCUCAAACUGAGUUUUUGGCCGGAGUUCAAGCGACUCGUGUCGCGUGUCGAGUCGUAUGAUGAACUCGAUGGAAACCAGUCGUCAUCACCACCAUCGUCAUCAUCAUCAUCAUCAUCAUCAUCAUCGUGGUUGGCGCUGGUAAAGGCAGCAGCCGGCGCAGCGCCACCACCCGGGUCAACACAACCUGCAUCACAAUCGUCGUCGAGAGGAGGUGGAGUGGAGGGCUGGGCCAGCGCGACGCUUGAGAUUGUGAGUCCGCUGCGGCCACAAACGCCCACAACUGGCAGCAAACAGGCAAGAGGACACCACGCCAACCACAACCACGCCAACCGCACCAGCGACGACAGUGGUGACAACAGUGGUGGUGUUGAUGAGGGCGCAAACAAUGAAGCCAUGCCCCCAGUGUACGAUAGUUUUGACUUUUACAUUGACGUGAAGCCGACACCAGUUGUUGGGAUGGACGGCAGCGAUUACGACGCGUGCAUGGGGCGAUCGCCAAAUAUGCAAGCACUGCUGACUUGUGUACAGCGUCGCCUGUCACAUCACUUGCUUGCAAGCAUUCGCGAGCAGCUGGCGGCAAGCGCGCUUGUUGCGUCAUGCGCAGCGAUGGUCUCCUUUGGGCCAGCGCCACAAGAUCCGACAACACCAACAGCAGCAACUACAACUACAGCUACAACAACAGCAGCAGCAGCAGCAACACAACCAUUGUCAUUGUGGAGGAUGGGCACGAGGUCUGAAGGGCGAAGCGGUGGCGUGAUGGACACGCGAUGGCACGAUGUGGCAGAUGAUGAUGGCGGUGCUGGCAACAAUGAUGAUGAUGUUGCUGAUGAUGCGAUGUGUGUGAACGUCACGUUCCCCAUUCGCGUCGAGGCCACAGCAGCCAGUGCCGCCGCUGCUGCGAUGAAGAGCGGCGAUGCGGAGGACAGCGGUCCCUCGCUUGGCACCACAUCAUCACCCUCAUCCCCCGACGUUACAGCGCUGGAAACGCUGACCCCAACGGAGGAGCGGCUAUCGCUUCGCGUGUGUCCGGAUUCUGGGCGCCUGUUCCUGACCACGUGCCUGCAGGCAACAGAUCUCCAUGCCGUUGAGCAGGCAAUCAACUUUGAUCCGCUCCAGGCGCCAAGCUGCAUGCAUGCGGCCAUGAGGACGUGCGUAUUGGAUGCGGUGAUUCGUCGCAUUGCGUCCUCUUCCUUUGCGACAGAAGUCAAGAUGACGUCUCUUGGCGGGCUGAGUCACGUGCUGGAUGCGGACACGCUUGCCUUCUCCCGCUGCUUCAUCUUCCUCGACUACCCCGGCCACGCCCUGUUGCUGUCUGUGUCUGCAUCGCUGUCCAUGCGCGUGCGAAUGCUCGCGUGUCACAUUGAGGCACCGUACGAAGUUGCUGCCUCCUUCCCCGGCCACACCGCCACCAGUCCGCACAUGUCCUCAUCCUCCUCCGUCGCCACCGCCAUGCUAGCAACAAACGCCAAAACCAACAGCGCUCGCGCAGGCAGCACGAGCUCGCCUGCAUCUGGCGGCGGUGGCAUGACACCAUCGUCGUCGACGUCACUUGGUCUCUCUGCGCCGAGCCGUGGCAACACACCUGCGCAGACACCAACAUCCGCGGGCGCCACCCACUCGUCGCUGGCGCCGUCAUCAACAACAGCGCCUGCGCCGGCUGUGCUGCGUGUGUACGAUUCUGCACGGGCGGUUGUAGCGAGUGCGCUGCGGAUGAGCACGUGCGAGAUGCGGCAAGCGGAGGGGCGGCGGUGGGAUCGCAUCUGCCAGGCAGCCGAGAUGGAGGGCGCUCUUCGCGUCGACACCGUCAUGGACAUUCUUGUUGACAAACACCAACACCAACACCAACACCAACAGCAGCAGCAGGGGUUGGCAGAUGCGCGCUUCAAUUGGAGCGAACUUGAGCAGCGGCGCCUGCAGCGCCAGCUCGCCGUGACGCGCUUUGCAAUGCUCCUCUCAUGCGUAUCACGACAGCUGCGAAGCGACAGUCUCCGUCACUCCCCACUCAUCUCCCUCAGCGAUGCGCAGUCGUGGUCGCUGCUGGAGACGGGCGUGACGUUCCGCAUCUUCAACCUCGCCACCUCCCCGCUCGUUCCCCUCAAGUCUGCACACCUGCACUGCGCAGCCUCUGGGAUAUGCCGGUGGCAAAUUGCCAUGGACACAUCCCGGCUGCCGUCGUGGCUGCACCAGCGCCAGACCGUGGCUGACAACGACUCGCUUGCUCUCAAGGGCCGCUUCGAUUGGGCUGCAGGCACUUUCACCGCAACCAGCCUCACCCCUGCUGGGUGCUUGGAUGCGCUGCAGCGGCCGUGGUAUUCACACAUGAAGUUCCUGCAGACGGUGUGCAUGCUGCGUGACGAAUCACUGCCGCACCACAAGCUGCUCUCGCUGCACUCGUUUGGCGCCGACGGGCUGGAAAUUGGCGUGCACUGGAAACCAAACGCAGACAAGGUGGUACCAACAUCGUCCUCUACAGCAGCAGCAGCAGGUGCAACCGCGGGCGCAGGUGCAGGAGGAGGAGGAGGAGGAGAUACCAACGUCAACAGCAGCAGUGCCGUGCUUGGCGAUGCGUUAACGACCACCACCUCCGUUGCCAUUGACGCAGCCACAGCAGCAGCGUCUGCCACCAGCGGCCACGAUGGCGUGCUGGGCAACAUCACAACUGCCGGCCUGCCCACAUCCGGCAGUGCCGUGUCGCCAGCGCCACCAUCGCCGCCAGCGGAGGAGGAGCCCCAGCUGCUCGUGCUGAUGCGGUUUGUGUGGCAACACUCCCGUCAGGAGUUUGAUGUCUCGCACCGCUGCCCGCGCGCCGUUGGGCCGGACGUUGAGCUGACACUUGAUCGCGUGCGUGCGCUGUUCACGUUUCUGCUCAACAAGCGCAAGCACGGGCUGUCCAUUUUGCUGUUCAAACUGGCGUCCAUCCAGCCCACGCUGCGGCUCAUGUUCACGGGCCCGCGGUUUGGCCUCAAGGUGUUCCCUCGCACGUUCUCCCGCGUGUUUGUGUCGUACCGCCAGUCGUUUGUGGGCGAAUUCAAGUUCUGCAGCAACGGCGCCGUGCUCGUGCGCGACAUCUUCCAAACGGCGUUUAGAACGGAGCCGGCUGUGCAGUACUUGGCCAGCCCCAUGCAUCCCAUGCCUAGGCUCCAGCCCUUCAUCGCGCACCUGGCACAGCGGCUGAUGCAGCGGCGCAAGGGCUUCAUUGCCAUCCACGGCAAUGUUGUCAUGGCGGACGUGCGGGCGCGCCAGCACGUGUUGCCGCUGAGAGACGGGGACGAGUGCGAUGCGCUGACCAGGUACCUGAGCAUCGUCGGCGUGUGCGAGUGUCUUGCUCGCCUGUGCAAUCAGCUGUCCGGGGCCACUGUGACUCAGCAACCAACGCGGGAGAACCCUUUGCUUCCGCUGCAGAUGUAUGUGCCGCCAGCAAAACUGACGCUGGUCAUUGAGAACUUUUCGCGCUUGGUUGCGUCGUGGUCGUUUGAUGAAGGGUCGCCCUCGUACACCUCAGACAUGCUCAUGGUCUUGCAAGACAUUAUCGACAAGAAGGUUGCCGCCCCGCCAUUCCCGGAGGCAGCUGCAUCGCUCUUCCUGAAACUUCUGCUUCUGCCCAUGAAGCAGGUCACCGACGUCCUCUCCGUCUGCCGAUACAUGGACGCUGGCAUCGAUCUGUGCGUGACGCCACCAGCCGGCAUCGUCUUUGCGACCGAUGGCGACACAGACUGCUUUGCCAUCGCAAGGAGCCCUGCGCCGCCUGGCCAGGCCCGGUGGUUCGGGGUGGUGUUUCUGAUUCGCGGACCAUCAAAUGAGCACCACGUCGUUCCACUCCAACUGUCUGUGACACAGGACCGCAUGUCGCUGUGGCCGCCAAACAAACACAAGACGCACCCGCGGCGGCUGCUGGCGUUCAAGCAGGCGGCGGCGUUUAUUCAGGCAAACGCAGAGAAGUGGCGCACGGUGACCAUGCUGUUUGCGCUGUGUGAGCACCUCUACUCGAACCACGACGACCUCAGCCUCUUCCCGACCAUCGCACAACUGCAGCAACUGCCAUCAAAGUAGCACAGCUGAGUGCUUGUUUCUUGUGUUGUGUUACGUUUGUGUGACUGUAUGUUGGGGGUUGGCUGGAGCUGCCACAUGUGCACAUUGCUUGGAAUUGGAAGGUAUUGAUUGACAUGAACACGUGCGACCAAGUAAAAGAAGAAGAAGAAG